This is a messenger RNA of Malassezia globosa CBS 7966, 2055 nucleotides long. RefSeq lists its product as uncharacterized. The record is from RefSeq and is a predicted model, not a curated record. The transcript is spliced from 4 exons. Gene Ontology annotation, cellular component: Set1C/COMPASS complex. Gene Ontology annotation, molecular function: protein binding; nucleic acid binding; histone H3K4 methyltransferase activity. The coding region runs from base 1 to 2055 and encodes 684 amino acids. Lineage: Eukaryota; Fungi; Basidiomycota; Malasseziomycetes; Malasseziales; Malasseziaceae.
AUGAACGACGCGCGUCUUGAUGAUCCCUCAUCGUCCAAGGCACUUCUUCCUUCAGAAAUUCCAAGCUCAGGUAGAAAUUAUCAGACAAUACAUGAUCCUCAGUUGGGCCGUAACAAAGAGAUGUUGCGGCGGUAUGAGACUCACCCUCGGCGCUCCACGACUGACCCCCGAAUGCUCUCACACCAUAACAAGCCACCAAAAUCGUCCCGGCUUAAGCCACGGAAACAUCUCGAACAUUUGCAUUACAAGUACGACGAUCAUUCAGUGGGCCCACCGCCACCGCGAGAAAUCGUCAUUUGUCAUCUGUCGCCACUGACGACGCCUGCGCCUGUUUUGCAGCAGUGCCGUGCUUUUGGCGCUAUCGACGCAAGCGAGCUUAAAGUUGAUCCUCAGACUGGUGAGAGUAUUGGCAUCAUGUGGGUGUGUUUCGGGGGACCUCGUUUAGAUGAUGCUUCAGAGGCAGCGUCUAAUGCGAGGCGCGCGCUUGACGGCCAGAGAAUGGGUCCUGCCUUUGUCCAAGUUUUCCUUGACCACGAUCGAAAGGUGUACGUGCAGCAGUACAGAGCGCUUUUGAAGGAACGUUAUGCGCGCAAACAUCAGGCACUCGCACGAGAACGUGAACAUGAACAAAAGCGUCUACGCGAGGAGCUUCGUGAGCGUGAGCGUCAAAUUAGGAGUAGUAUGCGAAAGCGUCCCAACUCGUAUGAGCCGCAUUCUCACUCAAAGAAUGAGCCCAUGUCAGCGGUUAUUGCACAUCGGUUGUCGAAUCUUGGGCACCCUUACAUUUUCAUUCCGCGUAUGUUUUCGAAUACCACGGAUGCAGAAUCUAUUCGAGCUUAUUUUUCUUCUUUCGCGCCUGUUCUCGUUGAGCGGGAUCAUCUUGGGUGGUACGUGGGGUUUGAAGAUCAUGAUGCAGCGUUUCGAUGCAAAAUGGUCUUGGGUUCCGGAACUCUUCAUGGAUGUCGACUUCGAUUUGACAUUCGCGAACCAGAAGACAGAGGAUCGAAUACAGAACCUUCAUUGACCCCAAAUCCUGCUUUACCUUUGUCCUCGGAGAAGAUACGACCUACAUCCACAAAAACGACAUGGUCAACAGACGAACUCGUAUCAGAAGCCACUUCAAGAAUUCUCGCUGAUUUUACAUCUAUAAUCUUGCGCGACAUAAAAACUCGAACCGUGACGCCUCUUAUCGCACAUUUCCUGCGCUCAGAUGGCAAGGGAGGAGCUAUCAUAGCAAGUCACAAAUCACACUCUCUAUCUCGCUCUACUUCUUUAGGAAGCGUGAUCCCUUCGUUUCGUCGCCUCGACUCAAUUCCUAAGCGAGCCCCUGUCGAUCAAAAGGGGGCUGUUCAGGACAAAUUGUCCCUCACCUCGGAUUCACGUGCUUUUCUCGACCCUGUUGGAAUCGGACUAGCUCAGGAUGAUGAAGAAAUGUAUUUACUAGAUUUGGUGCUUCGCGGACAACAUGCACAAGAAUGCCCCCCCAUUGCCACUCCAGAUGCUCCCGAUCUACAUGAAGCAGGCAGUGCGCGUGCACAGGGCUUCUAUCGAAUUCCCGCUGCAGAGAAAGCUGCGCAUUUGGCGGAUCGAAAUCGGGCAGUAGUGGAAGCAACAAGUGCCACUCGUUCUCUCGCUUCUGCAAGAAAUAACCGAGCUGACUCACGUCGCCUCGCACUUGAUAUUGAACAAAAUCGGCGUGAGACCCUUGCAGAUACCGAUAUCUUACACGUCAACCAGCUUCAAACACGAAAGAAACAGUUGCGUUUCGCUAAAAGUCCCAUACACGACUGGGGAUUAUUCGCGAUGGAGCACAUAUCUGCCGGUGAUAUGGUUAUUGAAUACGUUGGAGAAGUUGUUCGCCAGCAAGUUGCCGAUCAUCGUGAGAAGAUGUAUGAACGAUCAGGCAACUUCAGUACUUAUCUAUUUCGUGUCGACGAUGACGUCGUAGUAGAUGCAACUCGGAAGGGAAAUAUUGCUCGUCUAAUGAAUUGCCAAACAGACUGUUCUCCCUGGGCAGGAGUUGACUUACGACUACAAGUGUGCGUGGAAUUAUAA